Telopea speciosissima is the source of this 1099-nucleotide messenger RNA. Its product is annotated as probable carboxylesterase 15. Gene Ontology annotation, molecular function: hydrolase activity. The coding region runs from base 79 to 1092 and encodes 337 amino acids. The record is from RefSeq and is a predicted model, not a curated record. The transcript has a single exon. NCBI's taxonomy places the organism in Eukaryota, Viridiplantae, Streptophyta, Magnoliopsida, Proteales, Proteaceae.
UCUUCCUCUCCCAAAGAGAGAAGUAAAUCCUUCUCGGUUCGCAUUCUAUCGUAGUAGUAACUAAUAAAGCAAUCAGUCAUGGACGCUGAGAAGAGGAUUGUAGACCAAAUUUCCGACUGGAUCACGGUCUACGACGACGGCACGGUUGAUCGGACCUGGACCGGGUCACCGGAGAUCGAGUUAUUGAUCAAACCGGUCGCUGCUCAUGACGAGUUUCGCGAUGGCAUCUCCAUUCGCGACCUAACGAUUGAUACAGAGUCUGGUCUCGCUGUCCGCCUCUACGUUCCAGAGAGGAAACCCAGUGACAACGAUGACAAGCUUCCCGUUAUCGUUCACUUCCAUGGUGGUGGUUUUUGCAUCUCCGAACCAGACUGGUUCAUGUAUUACCAAUUUUACACCCGCCUGGUUCGCUCCACUGGAGCUCUUUGUGUCUCUGUCAAGACCCGACUCUCACCGGAGCACCGGUUACCCGCAGCCAUUGAUGAUAGCUACGCAGUCUUCCUUUGGCUUCAUGCCGUGGCUCGUGGUGAGUUGUCCGAGUCAUGCCUCGGAUCCAAAGCCGAUUUCCGGCGAGUGUUCCUUAUAGGAGACAGCUCCGGUGGAAACCUGGUUCAUCAGGUGGCGGCAUGGGCUGGUACCCAGGAUUUGGGUCCGGUACAGAUAUCCGGGUGUGUAAUAUUACACCCGGGUUUUGUCCGAGCUAAACGGAGCAGGUCCGAGUUGGAGAACGCAUCUGACUCGGACUUCCUUACACUUGAUAUGGUGGACAAAUUCUUGGCAUUGGCACUGCCAAUAGGCAGCACCAAGGACCAUCCAUUCACAUGCCCAAUGGGGUCAGUGGCGCCACCACUCGCCGGGGUGAAACUGCCGCCGACGAUGGUUGGGGUGGCUGAGAAGGACUUGAUACAUGACACACAGAUUGAGUACUGUGAAGCAAUGAAGAAGGCAGGGAAAGACAUAGAGGUGCUGAUCAGUCCAGGGGUGACUCACUGCUUCUACCUCAACAAGAUUGCCAUUGACAAGGACCCACAUGUCGGUGCACAGUCUGAUCAUCUCCUCACGGCGAUCACUGACUUCAUCGAAAGACACUAAUUAAAGG